AUGGUAAAAUUCAAAUUCUUCAGCAAGAAAAAGUCAAAGAAAAACCUCCUGAAAGAUGAGCCUACAAAGUCAUCGGAACCUUUACCGAAACCUCCUGCUCCUGCUCUGCCUACGAUACCACAGCAACAGCAGGAAGAUGAAAGUAUUCAAGAAAAUGGGUCGAUAUCGAAUGGGGUGACUCCUAUUACGAAACGAUCCACUGCUUCCUCAAUAAUAAGUCAUCACUCAACGACUAAUAAGGACGAGUUAUUAUUUCAGGAUGAUACGAAGGAUGAAGCGGACGAGCACACUCACGAAGAUGAACACCACGAAGAAAAUCAGGGUGUUUUCGCCGCACUUUGUGAUGAUGAAUAUGAUAGUGCUUCACAGGAUUUUCAGGAAAAUAAUGACAGCCAUACGGAUGAGGAAAUAGAUAAUAGGGAAGAAUUGGACCAGGAUGAGGGCUUUCACCAAGAAGAAAAAGAAGAAGGGGACGAGCAUGGUAUUAUAUUCGCUGCAUCUGGCGAUGGUGAAAAUGGCGCUGCUGCUGCCAGUGCUACGGAUAUCAACAUGUCAGCUGAAGCUGCAGCAGGGUACUACGACUAUGGCGAUGCGGCUCCGUCGAUCCCUCAAGACUACAAACAAGAUGAGAUUGGCAUGCCAACUGGUGAGGCCGUUACUUCACAUGGCGCCAGUGAUAUGGAUGAUAGUGGCCCAAUUGCGGACAACGUUGCAGCGUAUUACGGCUAUGGCGACGCAGCACCUUCGGCUGCAUAUCGCGAGGAUGAAUCUCCUGUCGGCACUGAUGCCUACGAUGCGCCCGAUACAAUAAGUGCCAAUCUUUACGGCUACGAGGAUGCGGCUCCUGAUAUCAACGCUCUCAACUUGUUGUCAGAUUCUCAUGAAGACAAUGAGGCUCUACAAAUCGAAGCUCAACCUGGAGACGAGUCCAACGAAUCCUCAUUUGAACCAACGUUGGAUGAUCCAAAGAGUAAAGCGUCACUUCAACCUGCAUUGGAUGACCCAGUCAAACAGAAUGGCGAAGAAGAAAUGUCCCAAGCGGCAAAACUCUAUCUGGCCAAGCGUCACCGAUUGAAGCAGAGGCGAAUGUCCAUGACACCAACCGAGCAGCGGACCGAACGUGCAGCAGCACGCCGCAACAAAUUGCUGUUGAAAAAGCUUCUGAAAAAGGAAAUGUCGGAAGAAGACGAUUAUAUCCAGACACACCUUGGCUGCGAUGACAAGGGAAUGUGUUUGCGACACCCGAAUAUGAUAAUCGUGGGGAAAGUGAACGAAUUUCGAUUCAAAAGCAUAUUUUCGUGCAAGAUUUGUGCCUCGGAACAAAAGGCAGGCGGGCAUGCCCGACAACGAAAAAGUAUGUGUAUGGUCAUUGGUGACAUCAAGUCGCUGCAAAAGGACAGGCGAUCGUGGCGAAAGCGAACACAGGUCAUGCAUCAUGGUAAAGAAUACGAUUCGGAUGAGGACGAUAGCUACGACGAAGGCAAGCAAUCAGACAGUAGCAACAGCUUGGAUAGCAUCGAAAAGAUUACCGGGUUCUUCGCGGAAGGAACCGAUGCUGAUGAUCUGAGUAAACAAGACGAUGUCUGGAAGGAGAAAGUGGCUGGAAGAGUGGCGCAAGUUCGCGCCUGGGAUGGCAAGGCUGCCCUCAAGUGCAACCCCGUAUUUGCUAAAUACUUCCGAAUGGUGUCAUUAGGCGUUCCUCCCGAUGCAGUAAAGCAAUCUUGCGAAUUCGAUGGCUGGGAUCCUCGGGUGAUGGAUUUGGAUCCCAAUCGACCACUACGAGAUCAGCUGUAUUCUGACAGAACUUGGAAGAAAAGCGAAAAGGAAGACCUUCUUUUGAACAUUCGACUUUGCAUGGGUCAAGAGUCGGCGCAGGAAGAUACGGGAAAUGGUUUAGUUGAAACAGUAGACAAUGUGUUUCAAGCUUAUUGCAAAAAGAAGGAAUCUAUUGAAUUGCACCGAAUAGAGGUGAAAAAACAAGAAGAAGCACAAAAGUGGAUUGGAAGUGGCCAGUCUCUUCUCAAGAGGACCACAGCAAAAACAGCAAAGCCAGUGAAACCCCAAGUGAACCAAACUCUUGAAAUCAUGAAAGACAUCGAGGAAAGCUUUGCAAAAGGAGUUGAUCCCGAACCACAAGGUGCUGAGCCAGCCGAAUUAUCUUCAUCCAGUGUUGAAAAAAGCGAGGAACUCAAUACCGAGCAUCCAGCAAAGGAUGGGACAGAGCCAGAGACCGUUGAAACGCGCUCAAUACUUUCGUCGGAAUUCAACCAAAGCCUUGCCAGCAUUGGUGAAAUUCCUGAAGGAGAGUUGGAAUCCGAUGGUGACUCCUCCAGUGAAAACGAAAAAGUGUCCCAUUCUGAUUCGGGAACCAAGUCACCAGUCGUUGAUGAGGCCGAAACCCAUGCCGAAGAAACCAUGAAGAAUGCAUCCGCACUAGCGAAUAUUAUGAAAGGGAGCCUAAACGAAGAGAAGUCUGAAGAACAGCCACCAUCUGACGAGCUCGAUCCAACACAGAGUGAUCCUGGAAGUAAGCCCGCCAUUCCAUCACCAGAUCCUAUUGAGCAGGCUGAAAACAAAUCAGCAUGGAGUGAUGACGAAGAGAUUGACUUGCCACUAAAUGAUGACGAUUUCGCGGGCAAUAAAAGGAAAGAACAGCCGCCGAGGCAAUUGUCAAUUGAUUCGGAAGCAAUGUACUCAGUAGCCGAUGAUGGAGGUGGUGAUAGUGAUGAAGGCGAUGAUAUAGAAGAUGGGAAGGAUACCCAACCAUCGAGACAACUUUCAAUAGAUUCGGCAGCAAUGUAUUCCGUAGCUGAUGAUGGAGUGGGUAACAGUGAGGAAGGCGAUGCGAAGGAAGAUAUUUUGUAUGCGGCAUUCGAAAGCAACCAAAGAUACUCGGUUAUCGAUGAAAUCUUCGAUGAUUGGGACGAGCCGCUUGGUAUUCCUAACUCGGACGAAACAGGGCAAGCACCAGAAAUUGACGACGUCUCAGUGGGAUCCAAUAUGACUGGUGAUACCGGCAAAUUGUUGAAACGAUCCAGCAAACGAAUAAGUAGGCAGAAUAAGAUCAGAGACAUUGAGAAAGCCCAUCGCAUGUUAGAAGCGAAGGACAUCAUCGUCGCCAGCCUCGUUUCGAAGAUCGAAAGAUUGCAGGAAGAACUUGCAAGGCAGAGAAUUAUUGGAGGUAACGGUGAAAAAUACGUCGCAGAGCUCCGGGAGACCAAACGACUUAUGGCAGAAAAAGAAGUAAUUGCUGUCAGCGUCGAAAAGCAGAUAAAGCGUCAAGAAUGUGAAGCUAAUGAGAAAUGGCAUGCCAUCGAAGAGCAGACUUUACAAAUCAUGAGACUCAAGGAGAAGCUUGCGUCACAAGAAAAGGACUCUGGGAAGGGCCAACGCAGUUCCAAAGUGAAGAGACAAAGCAGCAGUCGAAAAAGCAAGACCUCAGAAGCAAGUGAUUAUGCACAAAAAAAGUCUUCCUCGUCCUCUACAAAGAAAAAGAGUUCAUCGUCGAAGGAUAAGAAGAAAUCCUCAAAAGGUAGAAAGAGUCGCUCGAAGAGCAAGUCAUCAAAGAAGUCGAAGCGAAAGGACAAUCUAGACAGGGACCAUCUCAGAGCAGUCUUCAAAAACUUCGUCCGAAAGCUUAUCAUCAUCACUCGAAGUUUUGACCAGAAUUUUCACGUGGACAAAGAGAUGUCAGUGGAUAGAAAGAGCUUCCGCAGAAGCAGUAUGCGAAUGGACGCAUGGGUGGCUCCAACCGAAUGGAACGACUUCCUUAGCGACGACGAGGAAGAUCUUGAUUCAAAGCCUCCAAGACCACCGCCCACCUCCUCUACUUCAUCUUCACCUUCACCUUAUGCCACAUUUCAGAAGAUUCGAUGGGCUGAUGAUGACAAUAUCUGCAAAGUUGCCUUUGUAGAACGCAUUCAAGACGAUUUAAAGAAGGACUUGUUCUACAACGGCGAAGAUAUCAACCGUUUCCGGCUGGAUAAGUUCAUGGAGGAUCACGAGGAUGAAUUUGAACUGGUCGAAGAGGACGACUCUGACUACAGCGAGGAGUGGGUAGAGGAAGAAUUCAGCGGAGAAGAGGAAGAGAUCGAAUAUUACGAUGAAGAAGUAGUUUCAGAUGACGAAGCUAGCUACGAAGAAGAGAUUGUCACGGACGAUAAUUACUCGAUCGUAGAAAUUCCCGCACAACAGAACAGGCGACGGAGCCUUUUCUAA
Molecule: messenger RNA, 4218 nt
Organism: Cylindrotheca closterium
Lineage: Eukaryota; Bacillariophyta; Bacillariophyceae; Bacillariales; Bacillariaceae
Source: the annotation of a GenBank genome assembly